Messenger RNA from Orbicella faveolata, 699 nucleotides. RefSeq lists its product as uncharacterized. The record is from RefSeq and is a predicted model, not a curated record. Lineage: Eukaryota; Metazoa; Cnidaria; Anthozoa; Scleractinia; Merulinidae.
GCUCGGAAACUUAAAAAACUUCGGGGAAGUCAAAAGUCGCGAACGUCUGCUUAAGAGAGUGCCAAGUAUUCUUACAGGCAGUUUUGCAUUCAACGGCUACAUUACAUUCAAAAACAUGACUGACUGGUCAAGCGGUUUGUGCGCCUGCUUCGAAAAUGUUGGCAUCUGUAUCAAGACCUAUUUCUGCCCGUGUAUAGUUGCGGGGAAAAUCGGUGAAGCUUUGGGAGAAAAUUGCUGCUACCACGGGUUCUGCUCUCUGAUGGGCCCCAUCGGAAUCUACUGUGGCGCCCAAAAUCGAGGAAAACUCCGAGAUAAAUUCCAAAUUCCGGGAACGUUUGUUAACGACUGCCUUAUGCAUUGGUGCUGUCCAUUCUGUGCGUACGCUCAGGAGGCCAGGGAACUUCAAUCCCGUAUGCCGGCCGGUAGCUCCAUGGCAAGAUCAUGAUUCUGAAGAAAUCGAAAGCAGCGCUGUUUCUUUCCAAGAAAUCUGCCUUCAACCCUCUUUUUUAGUGUGUGUUUCUAAGCCUGUAAUUUUUAUUCUUACUUUUUAUGAUAUUAUUUUGUUUUAACGUUUUAUGCACGACGAAUCUUUUUUUUUUUCUUUCAGUUAACAUACCGUGUAGCAAUAGACGUGGGAUAUUAAAUUUCAUAGCUAUAAUAAACAGAUACGCACCCACGUGUGUAAACCAAGUGAUCUCA